AUGGACAAAGACCAGCGCAUCGUUAUUAUUGGAGCCGGUGCCUUUGGUCUCGGCACUGCGCUGAGACUCAAGGAAGAAGGCUACAAGUCAGUCACAAUUCUGGAUCGAUCUGUACCUCCAGUUCCAGAUGGAUCGAGCAACGAUAUUUCCCGUGUCAUUCGGUUUGAUUACGGAGAUCCCAUAUAUGCAGAGAUUGCCAAGGAGGCGUUUGAUCUAUGGAAGACCCCCGAUUACAAGGAAGCAUUCCACCAGACCCCCUGCUUAUGGGUUUGUCAAGAUGGAACCCCGGAGCAGCCAGUGCAACCCCGUGCGCAGGAAUACAGCCGCAAGACAAAGCGAGUCUUGACAGAGAUGGGCCAGGAAUGGGUCGCUGUCGGAAGCGUGGAAGAGGCCAAGCAACAUUUCCCCAAACUGACUGGGCAGCUUGCUACACCUGGCUUUGAUGGUUUCUACAACACCUCAGCUGGGUGGGCAGAUGCUGGGCUUGCUUGUGCUCGUCUUAUGUCUCGCUGUGCUUCAGCCGGUGUCAACUUCAUCACCGGGCCGAAUGGCCAGGUCGAAGAAUUUGAGAAGAACCCGAAUGGAACGAUCAAGUCAGUUCGUACCAAGAAUGGACGUGUUGAAGGUGAUCAUUUCAUCGUUGCUACUGGUGCCUGGACCUCAAGUCUGAUUCCUGCUUGGAACUCCAUGCUUGCCGCGGGUCAGGUUGUUGGAUACCUGCGCUUGACGCCAGAGGAAGUCGCCGAACUGAGAGAUUUGCCCAUUUACUUCAAUUUCUCCACCGGAUUCUUUGCUUUCCCUCCGCAUGAACCAACCGGCUACUUAAAGGUGGCCUGCCAUGGCUUCGGCUAUACACGUUCUGAGCCUUCGGUCGUGUCUGCACCACCUAGUUCAGCAGUCGCUUCGCGGGCAAACUAUAUUCCUGCUGAUGGACUCAAGCGCCUCACAGCUGGCAUGAUGGAUCUUUUCCCCCAGUUUGCAUCGCGUGGCUUUGAAAAAGUUGGAAUCUGCUGGUAUAAUGAUACUCCGACUGGCGACUUCAUCUUCGAUUAUCACCCUGAGCACAAGAAUUUGUUCAUUGCCACUGGUGGUAGCGGACAUGCCUUCAAGUUUCUCCCAGUGAUUGGAAAGUAUAUUGUAGGAAGCUGGCAACGAAAACUCUCGGAUGAGUUGCUGAAGAAGUGGAAGUUCCCUACCCAGUUCCGUGAGCGAUUCCAGGGUGAGGUGUUCACAGGGGAUGGAAGCCGUGGAGGACCUGAAAGAAGAGAAUUGACCACUGAAGAGUUGGACACUUUCGACACGGCCUUGAAAGCCUCGGGAGCUCGACAGAGCAAGAUUUAA
Molecule: messenger RNA, 1341 nt
Organism: Penicillium nucicola
Lineage: Eukaryota; Fungi; Ascomycota; Eurotiomycetes; Eurotiales; Aspergillaceae
Product: NAD(P)/FAD-dependent oxidoreductase
Exons: 2
Coding region: 1-1341 (446 amino acids)
Molecular function (GO): proline dehydrogenase activity; L-pipecolate oxidase activity; flavin adenine dinucleotide binding
Source: RefSeq, a predicted model, not a curated record